CCUCCCUUUCUUUAUUCUCCCUUCUUCUCAUCUUCUCCUUCUCACUUUCCCAAUCUCAAUCCUCACAUGAAAAAAAACUCAUCCCCAUAGCUCACCCACCAUGUCUUCCUCAAUUCCACAAGGUGAGAUAGAUAUAGAGAGGGGUUUGAUGACGACGACGACUACAGCGGAGCCAUCGCCGUCGGCGUCAUCGGCGGCGACGGCUCCGGCGCUGGUGCUGUCGAACUCCGGGAAGAGGAUGGACCAGGCCGGGAAGAAGAAGUAUGUGAAGCAGGUGACGGGGCGGCACAACGACACUGAGCUCCACCUGGCGGCGCAGAAGGGCGAUCUGGCCGCCGUGAAGCAGAUUCUGCAUGAUAUUGACUCGCAGAUGGUGGGGACGGUCACUGGGGAUGAGUUUGACUCGGAGGUGGCGGAGGUGAGGGCGGCGGUGGUCAAUGAGGUCAAUGAGCCGGGGGAGACGGCGUUGUUCACGGCGGCGGAUAGAGGGCAUCUGGAUGUGGUGAAAGAGUUGUUGAAGUAUUCGAAUAAGGAGAGUGUUAUGAAGAAGAAUCGCUCCGGGUUUAGUCCUUUGCAUAUUGCUGCAACUCAAGGCCAUCAUGCCAUUGUUCAGGUACUCCUGGAUCAUGACCCCGGGCUAAGCAAGACAAUUGGGCCGUCAAAUGCAACCCCACUUAUAUCUGCCACUCAAAGAGGGCAUAUAGCUGUGGUUGAUGAACUGUUGUCAAAGGAUUCUACCUUGUUGGAGAUUUCAAAAUCAAAUGGGAAGAAUGCAUUGCAUCUGGCUGCAAGGCCAGGGCAUGUGGAGAUUGUAAGAGCAUUGCUAAAUAGGGAUCCACAAUUGGCACGAAGGACUGACAAGAAAGGGCAAACUGCCUUGCAUAUGGCUGUAAAAGGGACAAGCUGUGAGGUUGUGAAAUUGCUUCUUGAUGCAGAUGCCGCAAUUGUGAUGCUUCCGGACAAAUUUGGUAACACAGCAUUACAUGUAGCCACCAGGAAGAAGCGAGCUGAGAUAGUAAACGAGUUGUUAUUACUUCCAGACAGCAAUGUUAAUGCACUGAAUAGGGACCACAAAACCGCUCUUGACAUUGCUGAAGAACUUCCACUUUCAGAAGAAUCAGCAGAUGUAAGGGCCUGCCUUUACAAAUACGGUGCUGUUAGAGCUAAUGAACUGAACCAACCAAGGGAUGAAUUGAGAAAAACAGUGACUCAGAUCAAGAAUGAUGUUCAUAUCCAGCUUGAACAAACAAAGAAAACCAAUAAAAACGUUCAGAAUAUUUCGAAAGACCUCAGGAAGCUCCAUAGAGAAGGAAUCAACAAUGCCACCAACUCAGUCACUGUGGUGGCUGUUCUAUUUGCAACAGUUGCUUUUGCAGCUAUCUUUACUGUGCCAGGCGGUGAUAAGAAUGAUGGAACAGCCGUUGUAGUGAACACUCCUCCAUUCAAAAUCUUCUUCAUUUUCAAUGCCAUUGCUCUUUUUACAUCUUUGGCCGUUGUGGUGGUUCAAAUUACAUUGGUCAGAGGUGAGACAAAAGCAGAGAAAAAGGUGGUAGAGAUUAUCAACAAGUUGAUGUGGCUCGCUUCAGUAUGCACUUCAGUGGCUUUCAUGGCGUCCUCUUACAUUGUGGUUGGCCGGCGGCAUAAGUGGGCUGCAAUUCUGGUAACAGUUGUUGGGGGAAUGAUAAUGGCAGCGGUUCUUGGCACCAUGACAUAUUAUGUGGUGAAGUCAAAGCGGCACCGAGCCUUGAGGAAGAAGGAUAAGAGCACAAGGAGGAGUGGAUCCAACUCGUGGAUGCCCUCCGACUACUCCAAUUCGGAAAUUGAUAGAAUCUAUGCCCUUUAAUCUGAUGUGUGAAUCCUUUGUGGAAUUUGUAGGUUCUUAGAGACUGAAACACCAAAACAAUGGAUGUUGAAACACUUGAAUAGGUGCAGAGGAGUUUGGAGAUACCCCUUCUGGAAUGAUCCUGGAGUUAAAUAAGUGUAACGUAUUUGUCCCAAGUUAUUCUCUGCUUCCUUUCUUCUUAUGCAAUUGUCCUGUAACAAAUUUUAAACAGGCCUCUGUACAUAUUAUGUUUGCGAAGACAAGAAACAAUUUAUGAUGUAUUUAAAAUGUCCCAAACCAUUUUUGUUUUGCAUGAAUUUAUGGAUUUUACAAGUGAAGCUCCUACUUUUGC
Molecule: messenger RNA, 2174 nt
Organism: Fragaria vesca subsp. vesca
Lineage: Eukaryota; Viridiplantae; Streptophyta; Magnoliopsida; Rosales; Rosaceae
Product: ankyrin repeat-containing protein At3g12360-like
Exons: 4
Coding region: 101-1843 (580 amino acids)
Cellular component (GO): plasma membrane
Molecular function (GO): protein phosphatase 1 binding; protein phosphatase regulator activity
Source: RefSeq, a predicted model, not a curated record